Molecule: messenger RNA, 1268 nt
Organism: Portunus trituberculatus (swimming crab)
Lineage: Eukaryota; Metazoa; Arthropoda; Malacostraca; Decapoda; Portunidae
Exons: 8
Coding region: 58-1029 (323 amino acids)
Source: RefSeq, a predicted model, not a curated record
ACCCUAUUGUUUAUCCGCAGGAAGAAGCGGCGGUUUCAUCACUUCUACUCCUCUUAAAUGUUGGUUACUUUCAUCUCUACUAUAAAAAAAUACCUCGGUAUCAGCACAAAUGUGAGGGAAGCAACCAAAAGGCCACUAGAAGAAGAGAGUGAAAAUGAAUUUGAAGAAGUCAUAUUCCAUGAUACUGAACCCCAGAAAAAGAAGAGAUGCUCAUAUGUGGACCAUCUCUUAACAUCAAAUGCUCCUGGCUUCAGUCCAGUGCUAAAUCAAAUUUCUGGGCUCUCAGGGAGGAAAGAAGAGAACUUAAACAAAGUAUUAGAUGUGAAGAUGAGUGGUCAUAAGAAUCAGCAGCAGAAGGAAGGAUAUGGUGCAGAGGUUAUAGUUACAGAGGAAAGAAUGAAAAAGUGGAGUGAUCGUUUCCCUUGCUCCAUCUCUAAGUCAGUGUCUUGCACUGCUGAAAUAGAGAAUGAUUUUGAGGCCUUGAAGAGAAAAGAAGCAAGAAAUGUGGAUGAUCUGGCCACAUGCUGCAACCCUCCCACUCAUAGCUCCCUUGCUGACUUCCGAUUUGUUGCAAGCAGUUCUGGGUCAGUUCAGCCUGAUUUUUCAGCCAAGCAGAAAAGCAGAAAUUUUGAUUGUUUAAGCAGCUCCAGAAAUGACAAAACCAGGAUGAAAAAGUCUGUCUUCAAGGGCCCCACAAUAACUCUUCUUGACAGAUCAUUGGGAAGAAAAAAGCCAUCAAGCUUUUUAUCAUCUAGAAUAAAACACUGUCUAGUUCAUAAGAGCUUCUUACACGAAGAGAAAAUGAAGUAUCGACAGCUGCUGCAGCAAUAUACAGAAGAACAUUACUUGACUCCCAACUCCAAGGUGAUGUCUCAUAAAGUGUCAAGUCUAGCCGCUUCGCCUGUGGGGAUGGUGUCACGCUCUCAAUGGACUCCUUUCAUGACCAAGAAGAAGCAAGAAGAAAUUGAAAAUAUGGCUACUAGUUCAUCUUCCCUAAGGAUGUUGCCAUCAGCAAACAAUUCAGUGUAAGAAGGUUUUCCAGUUAUCAUAUUGCCUGCCUCUGAAGUAUAUAUUUUUUUCUAGAAUAAGCCUCAUAAAUCUACCAAUAAUAAUGAACUUCAAUGUCUCAAGCCAAUAUUAAGGAUGAUAGUGAAGCCUAACAUAAUUUUUAACAUAAUACCUCUUAUACCAUACACUCUUUUUAAAAAUGUUGAGUAGAGGGCUAAUAAAAUUUGCAGCUGUAAUCAAAAAUAAAAAAGAGAAUGAUU